This is a messenger RNA of Durusdinium trenchii, 1572 nucleotides long. Lineage: Eukaryota; Dinophyceae; Suessiales; Symbiodiniaceae. The record is from the annotation of a GenBank genome assembly.
AUGCUGAGCUGUGAUGAGGCUUGGUUCACGGGCAGUGCUGAGUUGGCUGGAAUUGGGACCCGUUUGCCCGGUGGACCGGAGAGUACCGGGCACGGACGAAAGAUGAAGAUCCUGAAGUGGGAACUUGAGCCUUGCCAUCGACGAGACGCGCUUCGUGGUGCGCGCGAUCAGCAGCAGUUCCUGCGCGGCCUUGUCCACCGCGCUCCAGAGGAGGCUAUUUAUGCCACCAUCGCAGCACGCCAGCGAGAAGCAAUAAAGAACUUGCUUGGGAAGAAGGUGCCAUUCUGCCCAGUUCUUCGAGGUGCCAUCAUCAACUCUUGGACGGCGAGUCGCUUCAACGGAACACCUUCAGAGGAGAUCUUGAAGGUUUGUAGCGAUCGCUUGGCGGAGGCUGAAUCGAUGGAAGCACCUGAGGAGUCCUUUUUUCUCCGGAGCACUGACGUGCUGCAUGUCCUCAGAGUUGCUGAUGAGGUUGUCUUCCACACAGCAGGAGGCUGUGAGGAACGCCAUGUGCCACACUCGGUGCGGUAUUGGUCGGUGGUAAGGCAUGCAAAGAUCAGUGAUUGGUGGCACUUUGCCACGGAGUUCCCUGUGGGGUGUGCUCAUCCACCCUUGCCUGGAAAUCAUUCUGGCAUCAAGGUAUUGGUUUUGGGCUUGGCAAAGACUGGCACCCGGACCAUUUGCCAUGCACUCAACGAGCUGGGAGUCCGCGCCUAUCAUAGUGAGGAUUUCCACUUCCUCCCCUGGUGGGACUUUGUCCAUGAACAGCGAGCAGGGAAGGGUGUGGAUGGGACGCACUCGGUCUACCUAGCUCAGGAGAUGCAAAAGGAUGAUGAGCUGGCCUCCCGCUUGAUGGAGAAGAUUGGGCGCUGCCGCAUGGAAGCGAUCGCCUUGGAUGGUCUGGAAACCUUAUUCGAUCCAUUGGCCAAGGCCAAUCCCGAUGCAAAGGUCAUCAUGAUGAAUUGGCGCACGUUUCGACAGUGGAGAAACUCACUGGACACUUUUGUCCAUAAACUCACGGUGAUGGUCUACCACAACAUCAUCACUGGCAGCUCCUUAGGUCUGCUGCCCUGGUUGGCGCUCUUGCAGCCUUUGGAUCGCCUCAGCGGUGGCCACGUGGAGCAUCUCCUGCGCAGUGGUGGGCCGCCGAUUACCGAGGUGGGCGGUCCUAUGGUUUGGCUGUACCACCAGAGCAUGAAUCACCGGAGGCAGUAUGAAUGUUGGACGCCACCAUCAACCUCAAUUGCUCCGCAGACGGAGGAGGAGUACCAGGACUUCUACGGCAAGGCUAAGAAGUACUUCUCCAAAGAGCAAAUCUUUGAUUGGGAUCCGCGAAAGAACACCUUGGAAGAGUUGUGCAACUUCCUGGGCAUUGAUCCCUGCAUCAAGAAGGGCAAGGUGCCCAAAGCCAUCAACACUUGGAUCUUUGAGCGUGAUUUUCCCAUCGCCGCCAAUGCGGUCAUCGUCUUGCGGCUGUUCCUACACUGGGUGAACUGGAAGCUGUUCGACGCGCUGCUGUCACUGCCCUUCUGGUUCUACCGCGCUUGGCGGGAACGGCCGAAAGUCGACUAG